AUGCGUGCUUUCGUUGUAAAGGAACUCACUCACCCUUCCAACAUCUCUGUUACUGACAAUGUAACGGAGCCUACGGCGGGUCCAGAGCAUGUUCUCGUUGAUGUGUACAGUGCCGGCCUCAACUUCUUUGAUAUAUUGCAAUCACAAGGCAAAUAUCAGAAUAAACCGCCACUGCCAUUCAUUCUAGGGGCAGAGUUUGCCGGAAAGAUUUCCCAGGAUUCACCCAUACCAAAAGGCUGCAACCUGAAGCGAGGUCAGCGAGUUUUUGGCUCAGCACAGGGAUGCUACGCCGACAAGGUUGCUGUUCCCCACUGGAAUGUCAUCCCUUUGCCCGACAAUAUUUCAUUUGAUCAAGGUGCAGGUUUGUUCAUUACAUGGCCCACCAGUUACGAAGCCCUUGUUGGAAGGGCUGAACUCAAGAAAGGUGAAUGGGUUCUGGUGACCGCUGCCGCAGGGGGUGUUGGUAUUGCUGCUGUUCAGAUUGCGAAAGCUCUCGGCGCCAAUGUCAUUGCUGCUGCGGGCUCACAAGCAAAGAUCGACAUCGCAAAACGCGUUGGCGGCGCAGACCACGGCGUAAACUACUCUGUCCCUGGCUGGCAAAAAGAGGUUUUGGCUCUGACCAGCGGAAAAGGAGUGAACGUCAUUUACGACCCAGUAGGCUUGAUCAAUGAUUCUUUGAAAUGUAUUGCAUGGAAAGGAAGAGCUUUGGUAAUUGGAUUCGCUGCUGGAACUAUCGAGAAGAUUCCCAUGAACCUUGUUCUCUUGAAAAACGUGGCCAUUCUCGGUCUCCACUGGGGCGCUUAUACUCAAAAAGAACCUGAACGCGUACCAACUGUGUGGAAAGACAUUCUGGAUUUGUUUGCUUCGGGUAGAGUAAAGCCCGUUAUUUAUGACACCGUGUACAAGCUCGAGAAUCUUGUUGACGGACUAACCGCUUUGGAAAGAAGAGAAACCUGGGGCAAAACCAUCAUUAGAGUAAAGGAUGAACAAGAGAAAGCCAGGCUAUGA
Psilocybe cubensis is the source of this 1008-nucleotide messenger RNA. RefSeq names its product Quinone oxidoreductase-like protein 2-like protein. The transcript has 9 exons. Gene Ontology annotation, cellular component: mitochondrion. Bases 1 to 1008 code for a protein of 335 amino acids. Lineage: Eukaryota; Fungi; Basidiomycota; Agaricomycetes; Agaricales; Agrocybaceae. The record is from RefSeq and is a predicted model, not a curated record. Gene Ontology annotation, molecular function: zinc ion binding; oxidoreductase activity.